ACGUCCAUCUUUCACCGCUAAUCUCAUGGCUUACAUUUCCCUGCGUGGCACACAUGACCCCCACACCACCACGGCGCUCCGUUGGCCAUAUAUAACUGCCGUCAUACUGCGAGCAAUCUGAGGAAAUGGAUUGAGUAAUGUUCCUCGAGCCUCAUAAAAGCAAUGCCAUUAAAGGAAUAACGGGGAUAUCGGUUUCCCCGAGGGCCGGCUCAUACCCGCUCUUGUGGAGAUGAAAGGACCAGGAUCGACUGUUCAUUACCCCUUGUCCUGGUGCUCGAUACGAAAACGUCGCGACACAGCCACAGCUCGCGGGUCCUUGGCACUAGCGAUUGGUGUCACAUUGGAGUCUUCUAUACUUUCUUCUUCGAAUAUUACAAGGAACUUUUGGUACCUGCACCCGCAUCUCCACUUUGGCGUGCAUGCAGACGUUGACUGCAAGUGCGUUGCUGCAGCCUUAUGUACUCGGAAAAGAGAGCGGCCUGAAGCAGCGGGUGCAUAUACUUCUUUUUCAAGUUCCUUCUCACUGGUCUUCACCUGGAGUUUUUCCUAUUGCAACAAGGCGAUUCGUGCUCGUUGUGCACGUCCUUGCCAGCGCCAGAUCCGGAUUACGCGGCAUUUGGUUACGGCCAUUUUACUGAGUGGUGUAUUUGAUCGGUUAGGACUUUCUUUUUUCGUGGCCAUCAUCACACUCAUUUCGCUAUCACGACGCAUAAUCUCAAACGAGAACACUGCUUCGACCACUCCAAAGGCACAGAUCCUUAAGGAAGGUAACAUACCUACUUUCCGUGCGAUAUGCAGUCUUUCUCACAAACAUCUUUCCACAAUGUGGUCUUGUCACAAGGCUGAGAUAGAAUGCUCAGGCAGGUGCACCAGAUGCAUUGGAAGUUUUUCUUCUGACAGCUGCAUCAUUCCAAUUUGCGAGGGUGCUUAGCUCUAACCACACAGAACCCAUCUUUACCAUAUAUAGCCAACUAGUCAAUGUACGAAAACUUACCGUGUACGGAACGGGAACUAAAGCCUGCGUCCAAAG
Molecule: messenger RNA, 1030 nt
Organism: Bipolaris sorokiniana ND90Pr
Lineage: Eukaryota; Fungi; Ascomycota; Dothideomycetes; Pleosporales; Pleosporaceae
Exons: 1
Coding region: 230-931 (233 amino acids)
Source: RefSeq, a predicted model, not a curated record